Molecule: messenger RNA, 1467 nt
Organism: Lasiodiplodia theobromae
Lineage: Eukaryota; Fungi; Ascomycota; Dothideomycetes; Botryosphaeriales; Botryosphaeriaceae
Product: Sarcosine oxidase protein
Exons: 1
Coding region: 1-1467 (488 amino acids)
Molecular function (GO): flavin adenine dinucleotide binding; sarcosine oxidase activity
Source: RefSeq, a predicted model, not a curated record
AUGGCACGCAUUCCCCCCAGCAAACACGCACCCAUCAUCAUUAUUGGAGCGGGAAUCUUCGGUCUCAGCACAGCAAUUCAUCUCGCACGCCGAGGCUACAAAAGUGUCACCAUCUUCGACAAGCAGCCGUACGACACCACGCUCUACUCAUAUCUGAACGGCUGCGAUGCGGCUUCUGCCGACAUCAACAAAAUCAUUCGCUCAGCGUACGGCAGCCAGGUAGAAUACCAAGAGCUGACCUUUGAGGCCAUCGAGGAGUGGAAACAGUGGAACGACGAGCUUGCCAGGGGUGUGGACCUGCCGCCAGGCCUGUCGACCGAAGACCGAGUGUUCUAUAACACCGGAAACUUGAACAUGGUAGACGGGAAUGAGCUUCCCGAAUUCGAACUGGCGACCAUACGGUCAAUGGAGGAGUUCGGGCACAAAGACACGCAACUCAUCACCACUGACCCGCGCUGCAUCGCUAUCGCGCAAGCGAGGGGCCUGGCAGCCGCGAUGGAUCCGUUUGAGCGGGCGAGACGAGGAAAGUCCAAUACCGGAGUCCUGGAUUCAACCGGCGGCGUCGCCGUCGCGGACAAGGCAUGCAGAGUCGCGCUGCACAAAUCCCGCAGGUACGGCGCACGAUCUAUUUUUGGCCCGAGGAAAGGCGAAUUCGCCGGCUUCGUGACGGCUGCGACUGGGGACGUGACUGGCAUCGUCACGAAGGAUGGGAAAGAGCACCCUGCUGCCCUCGUCAUCAUGGCCUGUGGCGGCUGGACGCCGGGUCUCGUCCCGGAACUGGAUGGUCUCUGUGAAGCGACCGCCGGCUCAGUCGUGCUGUUCAAGAUACCGCGAGAGUCGAAGCUGUGGGACCGCUUCGCGCCUGACAGGUUUCCGACGUGGUUGUACAAAAUGCGCGACGGCGCCGAGGGAGGGCUGUACGGCUUCGCACGCGAUGAGCGGGGUUACUUGAAGAUCGGAUAUCGAGGCACCAAGUACACCAACCCGACUACUCAGCAUGAUGGGAGGGAUAGGAGCACUCCAAUCACGAGGUGGAGCGAGGGUGAUAAGCUCACCCAGAUACCCAAGCAGGCCAUGAAAGUCAUCCGCGACUUCGUGGACGAGUACCUGCCGGACUUGGCAGAGGAAGGUAUCAAAGUGGCGACGACGCGCGUGUGCUGGUAUACGGAUUCGUUUGACAACCACCUUGUCAUAGACUACGUUCCCGGCCAGAAGAAUUUGAUGGUUGCUACGGGCGGCAGUGGGCAUGCGUUCAAGUAUCUACCUGUCAUCGGCAACUGGGUCGUUGAUAUCAUCGAGAAUACUGGGAUGGAGAGACCUCAGGUAAAAGCUUGGAAAUGGAGAACUCUUGGAGAACAGAAGCCAGUGAACAUACUGAUGGAAGGUAAGCAAGGAGCGAGAGCUCUGGGGAACGUGCCCUUGACUAGCGAUGCGGAUCUGAACGGAACGGCCACAGCGAGACUAUGA